Messenger RNA from Letharia lupina, 1161 nucleotides. RefSeq lists its product as uncharacterized. NCBI's taxonomy places the organism in Eukaryota, Fungi, Ascomycota, Lecanoromycetes, Lecanorales, Parmeliaceae. Bases 1 to 1161 code for a protein of 386 amino acids. The record is from RefSeq and is a predicted model, not a curated record. Gene Ontology annotation, cellular component: nucleus; elongin complex. The transcript is spliced from 3 exons. Gene Ontology annotation, biological process: transcription elongation by RNA polymerase II.
AUGCCUCCGUCAUCGCUCUUCAGGAUGGCCAGCAGGGCGUGCAUAAAGAAUAUACGAUCAAUUACCGACGUUGGAGAUGCGCCCUAUCAGAUCGUUCGAUCUGUUCUUCUCCGGCUUGAGAACCCCCAACAACUCAGAAAGAUAGAGUUAGCAUCACCCCAAAUCUGCGGCCAAGAUGGCGAGAUCUGGCUGGAAUUUAUCAAACGCGAUGUACCGAACUGGGACAAGAAACCAUACGAACCAGAGAACCCUAAGAAGUGGUACAAAGCAUACAAAAAGCUCGUCAUGGACAGCCAGGAGGAGGUAGAGAACGACGCUGCAGAAUUGAAAGCUACCCUGGACCGAAUCAAACAAGAUCAAUCACUGCACAAGGCCCAACAGGUUGAGCUUAGGGGUGUCAAAGUCCCCGAAGGAAUGAAGAGCAAUGGGCCGGUCAUCAGCCUCUCCACGAUGCCACGAUUCUAUGACAAAGGAACCAAUCCUCCACCGGGCGAGAGGCAGCGUAAGAAAGACGGAGACGCCAAAAUCUUCGUCAGUAACAAAGGUAAGCUGGACCAGUUCCGAAAGGAAGCCAAAGCUAUGGGCCAUUUCCAGAAACCAGCAGGACGCCCUGGAAUCUUCGCCCCUAAAGAUAUGAAGUUGAAACCUGCGCCAAUGAGCAGGACGAUAACCGCUGCACCGCGCAUACUCAUAGAGGAGCAUCAGAAAGCUGCAGCCCCAAGCGCAUUCGAUCCCUCUGCCAAGCCAGCAACAAUCUUCGCUCCCAAGAGGAAGCGAGUAGAGCACAACGAGACUUCCCAACCAGGUACCCUGACUUACGAAGAAAGAGAGAAGAGACUCAAAGCGUUUACCAACCCCUCAAGCGUCAGUAAAUCCACUCUCAACCAAGAAGCAUCGACCCCAAUAUCACCUCAACCCAAAGCAAAGAUCCGCUCAUCCACCGCGCCCGAUAUUGCCAUAUUGCCUGUACCGAAAGUCCAAGCCACCCCUAGUUUCUCCUCCACACUGAAGCGCAAGGAUCGCGCCUCACCGACCCCUGGUCACGGGAUACCAAGGGCAAAUACCUCCAGCCCCAGCAAUGGAGGUAUUCGCCCAGCAAUGCACAUGAAGAAGGCUCCUGUCGACGUGUUCAUGCCAGCGAAACGACGGAAAAUUACUUGA